Messenger RNA from Dimorphilus gyrociliatus, 1665 nucleotides. NCBI's taxonomy places the organism in Eukaryota, Metazoa, Annelida, Polychaeta, Dinophilidae. The record is from the annotation of a GenBank genome assembly.
AUCAAUAUAUUAUUUUUAAUUGUUGCUUAAAUCUCCUUUAUUAUCUUUUAUUUUGUUCUUGAUCUUAUUCAAAUUAAAAAUUUUUGCCCCUUCACUCUUUGAUCUUCUCCCCACUUUACUCACUGUUUUAAAAUAUUCUCAUUAAUUAAACAAAUUAUUUAAACAUGUACGCCAUCUGUAGGGUAUCUUUGGCAUGGACAUAGAAAAAGAGAAAGAGAGAGAGAGAGAGAGAGAAAUAUACAGAAAUUAAAAAGUUUUACUAAAUUUAUAUAGGAUUUUCCAAGUGAAGAAGCAACAAAAAUAGCUCAAAUAGCAUAACUAAUUAUCGCGUAUUACAUGAUAAUGACAAUAAUAUCGGGCCAGAUCAUUAUCUUGGUUUUUAAAAAAAAUGCAUUGAAUACUGAAAUAAGAGUAGAACACUAUAUUUAGAAAAACGAAUAAUUAUUAACAGAUUUUUCUCAUUUGGUAUAAGGCCUAUAGUAAAAAUAUUGGAAAAUGUAUGAAACUUCUUAUAGAAGAAACCGUGUUAAAACAUUAAAAAGGCAUUAUCGGGAAUAUUUAACAAUAGUAUACUAUUAAUUAUUCAUCUUAACCUCGAUUAGCAAUGUUAGGUGAUCUUAAAAUCUUCUUUUUGGUUUUGCUUCCUAAUAUUGAACGCAGCAAUACUUGUUUUGUUUCGAAUUGUCUCUUCUUACAAAGCCUUUAGAAUUGAAUAUUUACCUGAUCAAUUCUCGCCUUGGCAUUCGUUCAUUGCGUUUCGAAUGGUGCUUAUCAGUGCUGAUAAAAGAAUGGAGUUAGGAAAACCUAAGACGAUAUUUCAAACAAAAAUAUCCGUACCCUCUUGUCCUUGGAUGUUUCCUGUCAGGGUUUCAGCAGUAAAGUUCUACAGAGUUGCAACAUCACCGGGGGCUACAGCGCCUUAUUCAAGUACUGAAUUAAUAGGUUCUUUCAAUAACGAUUCGAGUAGGAAUCAACAACUACAAGAGAGGGAGGCAAAAUUGGAAACACCUCCUCCUCAACCUCCUCCUCCUCUUCAACCGUCAACGUCUUCUUUGAGUAAACGCAACAGAAAUACUAAUAAUACACUUUAUCUUAAUCUUAGAGAGAAAUCUAAUGAAAAGCAAAAAGUGGAGCAAACUGAAAUCUCCAAGCCUUAUACUUUUAAACCUUUUCAAAAGCAUGGUCUUGUAAAUGGUCAACAGAUGUCGUCACUAACUAGUCAAAUAAAUCAAAACGAGGAAUUAGUUGCAACGAGUGCUUUAUGGACCUCUCAGCCUAAAAUACGCAUUCAACCGUUCAAUAGCCAAUCGAUGCAGAUAACAGCUCCUCCUUCCUAUCAAAAUAGGAAGUUAGCUACUAGACAACCCAUAUUGAAUGCCCAUAGUAGCAAACUCAACAAUUCAAAUGAUUCCAAGUACCCGGAUCCAACGUUUGGUGCUCCUGCAUAUUUCAUGCAAAGAGUGUACGAUAUAUCAGCAGUAGAGGCAGAUACAAUCAGGUGGGAAAGAGCUAGAAAAUUUCGAAAGAAAAGAGAUCAAAAUAGUAGCUCUAAUUAACUGUAAAAGUAAACAUUUUCGUUCCAUAUUACAAAUAUACAACUAUAUUAUUCUAAAUAUAAAGAAGCAUAUUAAUGAAUAUAUUGCACAGUAAAUAAAGUAUUGCCGC